Lentinula edodes (shiitake mushroom) is the source of this 588-nucleotide messenger RNA. RefSeq lists its product as uncharacterized. The transcript is spliced from 4 exons. Gene Ontology annotation, molecular function: TBP-class protein binding; RNA polymerase I general transcription initiation factor activity; RNA polymerase I core promoter sequence-specific DNA binding. Gene Ontology annotation, biological process: nucleolar large rRNA transcription by RNA polymerase I; transcription initiation at RNA polymerase I promoter. The record is from RefSeq and is a predicted model, not a curated record. NCBI's taxonomy places the organism in Eukaryota, Fungi, Basidiomycota, Agaricomycetes, Agaricales, Omphalotaceae. Gene Ontology annotation, cellular component: RNA polymerase I core factor complex. The coding region runs from base 1 to 588 and encodes 195 amino acids.
AUGCAAGACGCGUUCUUGUUCUCAGCACCCGCAUCGAAUCUCAAUGUGCCUUUGACAGCACGAAAGGUCCACAUACGACGUUUAUACGAGGUUCUGCAGCUAUCUAUCCAUCGCAAUGAUCUCCCUCGUGCGCGUCGUGCUUGGAGCAUUCUUGUGAGGUGUAAAGAAAUCAAUUGGACAACGAUGUGGAAUACGGCUAUUCAUCUCGUCGAAGAGAAUUCGUAUGGUGAUGAUUCCGCGAAAAGGAUAGAACUGCUCAGAGAUAUGAUGCUUCACUAUCCAGAUUGGCAAAGGAUAGCUGUUAUCAAGGAGCUAAUAUUCCGACUGAUUCUUUCUGGUCGACAUAGGGAGGCGCUGGAUGAGUUAGAACUAUAUCUCCCGUCCUUUCCAUACCAAGACAGCCCCGUUUUGCACAUUUACGCAGGCCUUCUUUGUUUCUAUCUCUCUCAAGAACACAGCAAUUCCGAGGCGUCUACCACGUUUCAACCUAGUCUUGUACGAGAAGCUAUGGCACAUCUUGAACGUGCACAAGUGCUGGAUCCAGGUAACAUCGUAGCAGUCUCUUUCUUACACAAGGUAAGGACUUGA